GGCCCCGGCCCCGCUCGUCAGUGCGGCCCGACGCACAGUCCGCGGCCGACCGCGGCGACGGCUCCGGGAUUUCGCUGUGCUCAGUCCCUUUCCCGCCUGCGCAGCGGAGUCCGGACGCUGGCCUUUCGGGCCGUCGCCGAGACAGUUGCGACCGCAGGUUGUAGACGAAAGGAAGCGCGGAAAGAAAUCUGGCGCCCAGAGUGCAGUCUCGAGACUCCGAGUAUUGGAAAUUCUUGGCCUCUACCUCGGACGCCCGUGCAGACUUCUCUGUGAAUUGGGGCAGAGGAAAAGCGGCCUUGGGCUUCCUUUCUCUUCUUUAAGCAGCAGGUUACACACCAGGGCCAGUGACUGACCAAGUCCCUGAAGAAGAAUGGCGGCUGUGGGCAACCUGCUUGGCCUGCUCCAACAGAGUGCUGUGAAGGCAGCUGCCCCUAGGCUCUGCUGCCUGCACACAUCUUCCUGGCUGGCUGACAGCAGCAGGGCUGUGCUCACUCGCCUACAUCGCCAGGCCUAUGCACGCCUCUACCCAGUGCUGCUGGUCAAGCAGGACGGCUCCACCAUCCACAUCCGCUACAGAGAGCCACGGCACAUGCUGACAAUGCCGUUAGACCUGGAUACCCUGUCUCCUGAGGAGCGCCGGACCAGGUUCCGGAAACGAGAGGCUCAGCUCAGACACAAGGAGGAAGAACCAGAGUUUGCUGAUGACUUUGACACAGAGCGUUACAGACAGUUUUGGAUCAAGACUAAGAAGUGACAGUGGCUUGAAACUGCCCGAGGACAGUCUGAGGAUGGAAGGACAUCUUUUUGUAAAUUGCAUGUACCUGAAAUCACCA
Marmota flaviventris (yellow-bellied marmot) is the source of this 833-nucleotide messenger RNA. The record is from RefSeq and is a predicted model, not a curated record. NCBI's taxonomy places the organism in Eukaryota, Metazoa, Chordata, Mammalia, Rodentia, Sciuridae.